Molecule: messenger RNA, 1548 nt
Organism: Annulohypoxylon maeteangense
Lineage: Eukaryota; Fungi; Ascomycota; Sordariomycetes; Xylariales; Hypoxylaceae
Product: fungal-specific transcription factor domain-containing protein
Exons: 5
Coding region: 48-1514 (488 amino acids)
Biological process (GO): positive regulation of transcription by RNA polymerase II
Cellular component (GO): nucleus
Molecular function (GO): DNA-binding transcription factor activity; transcription cis-regulatory region binding
Source: RefSeq, a predicted model, not a curated record
UCCGAAACAAUUCUGCCGAAUGUCCCGCUUCAUCAACCACUUCUAAGAUGCAUUAUAAGGAAAUGGAGAUGGCAUUAGUAACCGCUGCAGAUUCGGCCAUAGCGCAAUAUCCCGAAAUAAACAAGAACACCGCUUAUGCACAACGUCCUUCACCGAACCGGAAAUCAAAGGGACCUGGCCUUCGGUUAUCUUGGCCCUACGCUAGUGAUGGUAGACGCUCCGUGGUUGGCAAGUCGCCGCCUGUUGUACAGCCGCACAAAAAUGGCUCGCGUCGGGCUUCUGACAUGCGUAUUGUCCAUGUGUCAUACGAAAAUGUCGAAAUGCAUUAUCACUUUUCAGAUUUAGGGCCGACCGAAUCCGCAAGGCCGAUUUUACACAUUCCGCUGGCGUGGAAUCCGUCAGAUUUAGAAGUCGGCGAAAAAAACUUGUUCCAGUACUUCCAAUGUACUGCCGCCCAGUCCCUUGCCACCUUUGGCUAUAAUCCUGGGGAUCUUAGUGGUGUUCUUAUCCGGGUUGCUCUAGCUGGUCACACAACCUCUGCGACGGCAGUGCUCCAGUCACUUCUAGCCUUCUCAUCGAUACAUCGCCACGAUGUUCACUCACAGGCAGUGGAGCUUAAGAUAUCUGCGCUCAAAGCCUUGGCAGCUGCGGCGGGCAAUCCCGUCGGUACUGUAGAAGCAGUCCAGCACGUUGCAGCAGGGAUGCUGUUGUGCUCUUUCGAAAUCCACCAAUCAUCAUGUACAUCGAGUCAAUGGACAUGGUAUCUCUCCGGCGUCAAAGACGUUAUCAAGGCAGCUGGCCUCGGUCGAUCACCUCAAGAUAACGAUUUAGCCAUCCUAUUAGACUGGGUGUACUACCAUGACGUGUUAGCACGUUUUACUUUGAGGCAUUGGCACAAAGAAAGCAAUGCAGUUACAUCGGCUGUAUCAAAUGCCCGCGCAGAAGUUUCCCAUGCAGCGCCUUCUGCUUUUUCGGUUAUACAGCUACUGUCGGAUGUCUGCGAUGCGGUAUCCGCGAGAUCAGUGGCCGGUCAGCCUUUUGAAAACAUAGAUGAUCACAAAAGCUUUCUGAAGAUACUCGAUUGGAGGAUUAGGAGCAUUCCCCUGGAAGCCAUUGUCUGCGAUAGUACUGACGCGUCAUUGAUGAUAGAGUUGUACCAACUAGCUAUGCUGGUGUACCUCAACCGAGCGUCUGAAAACUUGCUCAGUCAGACAACUAAGACGCAGCAUCAGAUUGACAAGGCUUUCAGUAUAUUCUCCCAGCUGGACUCCUGUGACCGGCAAUUUCCCAUCUUCAUUUUAGGAUGCGAAGCGCGUGGGGAUGAUCAGCGAGCGAUAAUUCUUGAUCUGAUCACCAAAACUGAGAAGAAGGCUUCCUCUCGGUCAUUCAACUAUGUCAAGAUAUUAUUGCAAGCCAUUUGGGCACAAGAUGAUCUUGCUAAUGGGCAUAUCAACUAUUGCGACAAGCUAAAUUAUGUAAUUAGUUGUUGUGCAAUUGUACCAUCCUUCGUUUAGCUUUAGCAGUGAAUAAGAUGAAUUGGACACCAAA